This is a messenger RNA of Nyctereutes procyonoides (raccoon dog), 774 nucleotides long. RefSeq names its product kallikrein related peptidase 15 (gene KLK15). Bases 1 to 774 code for a protein of 257 amino acids. The transcript has 5 exons. Gene Ontology annotation, molecular function: serine-type endopeptidase activity. NCBI's taxonomy places the organism in Eukaryota, Metazoa, Chordata, Mammalia, Carnivora, Canidae. The record is from RefSeq and is a predicted model, not a curated record. Gene Ontology annotation, biological process: proteolysis.
AUGUGGCUUCUCCUCACCUUCUCCUUUUUGCUGACUGCAGCAGCGGUCCAGGACGACACUGACAAGAUACUGGGAGGCGAAGAGUGUGAGCCCCACUCCCAGCCAUGGCAAGUGGCCCUAUUUGAGCGUGGACGGUUCAACUGUGGUGCUUCCCUCAUCUCUGCGCACUGGGUGCUGUCUGCAGCCCACUGCCAAACCCGCUUCAUGACAGCGCGCCUGGGCGAGCACAAUCUGCGCAAGCGCGAUGGUCCCGAGCAGUUGAGGACCUUGGCUCGCGUCAUCCCACACCCGCUCUAUGAAGCACACAGCCAUCGCCACGACGUCAUGUUGCUACGUCUAACCCGGCCCGCGCACCUCUCCCGGCAAGUGCACCCCGUGGCGCUGCCCACGCGUUGCCCCCAACCGGCCGAGGCCUGCGUGGUGUCCGGCUGGGGGCUGGUGUCUGAUCACAAGCCUGGGACCAAAGGGAGCACAGACUCACAAGUGAGUCUCCCAGAUACCCUGCAUUGUGCCAACAUCAGUGUUAUCCCGGCCGCCUCUUGUAACAAGGACUACCCAGGGCACCUGAUGGCCUCUAUGCUGUGUGCAGGAGCAGAGGGUGGAGGCACCGAGUCCUGUGAGGGUGACUCCGGGGGACCCCUGGUCUGUAGGGGAGUCCUGCAGGGCAUUGUGUCCUGGGGUGACGUCCCCUGUGACACUACCACCAAGCCUGGUGUCUAUACCAAAGUCUGCAGCUACUUGGAGUGGAUCAAGGAAACCAUGAAGAGGAACUAA